GGAAAAUCGAUAAAUACGUACACAAAGAAGUGAAAAAAAAAAUUAGAUCAAAGUUUUAAUUAUUAAUAUUGUAUAAAAGAAAAGAAAUGGCAAGGGCUGUGGGAAGAAGUUUAGCAGGACCAUUGUUGUUUUUGAACUUAUUAAUGUAUCUUAUUGUUUUAGGUUUUGCUAGUUGGUGUCUCAACAGGUUUAUCAAUGGACAAACUAAUCAUCCUAGUUUUGGAGGAAAUGGAGCGACGAUGUUCUUCCUAACAUUUGCGAUAUUAGCAUCCGUGCUGGGCAUAAUAUCGAAGCUCUUAGGCGCGAAUCACUUGAGAGCAUGGAGAAAUGAUAGUCUUGCUGCUGCGGGUUCAUCUGCUUUAGUCGCGUGGGCUGUUACUGCACUUGCUUUCGGGUUGGCAUGUAAGGAGAUCAACAUAGGAGGAUGGAGAGGAUGGAGGCUAAGAGUUCUUGAAGGUUUCAUAAUAGUUCUUGGAAUUACUGAACUUCUCUAUGUUCUUAUGCUUCAUUCUGGAUUGUUCAAUAGCACCUAUGGUCCGGGCUAUAGGGACAACGAAUAUGGCGUUGGUGCACCGCACGGUGGAGUCCCCGGGACCGGGAUCGCGGAGAAGGGGACCGGUUACACCGGAGCUAGGGUUUAAUGUUGUUUCAAGUAGAUAGGGUGUUUUGACUAUGUUCAAAUGUUUUUUUAAUGUUGGAACACUAUGGUGUGGUAUUAAGCUUUUCUCUUAUUUGAAGUAAUUUUGUAACCUUUGCAAAACGAAAUAUUUGACCCUGUUCUGGAGGGGGGUUAAUAAUUGGAGUGUUACAAAUUUUUACCUA
This is a messenger RNA of Solanum pennellii, 822 nucleotides long. Its product is annotated as membrane protein PM19L. The record is from RefSeq and is a predicted model, not a curated record. The transcript has 3 exons. Lineage: Eukaryota; Viridiplantae; Streptophyta; Magnoliopsida; Solanales; Solanaceae. The coding region runs from base 87 to 641 and encodes 184 amino acids.